Molecule: messenger RNA, 2009 nt
Organism: Oryctolagus cuniculus (rabbit)
Lineage: Eukaryota; Metazoa; Chordata; Mammalia; Lagomorpha; Leporidae
Gene: GPI
Product: glucose-6-phosphate isomerase
Biological process (GO): glycolytic process; gluconeogenesis; glucose 6-phosphate metabolic process
Cellular component (GO): cytosol
Molecular function (GO): carbohydrate derivative binding; monosaccharide binding; glucose-6-phosphate isomerase activity
Source: RefSeq, marked provisional
GCCGCGGCGCACGUCCCGGUCCGUGCACCCUGCUGGCCGCGCCAUGGCCGCGCUCACCCGCAACCCGCAGUUCCAGAAGCUGCAGCAAUGGCACCGCGAGCACGGCUCCGAGCUCAACCUGCGGCACCUUUUCGAUACCGACAAGGAGCGCUUCAACCACUUCAGCUUGACGCUCAACACCAACCAUGGCCAUAUUCUGUUGGAUUACUCCAAGAACCUGGUGACGGAGGAGGUGAUGCACAUGCUGCUGGACCUGGCCAAGUCCAGGGGUGUGGAGGCCGCGCGGGAGUCCAUGUUCAAUGGUGAGAAGAUCAACAGCACGGAGGACCGGGCAGUCCUGCAUGUGGCCCUGCGGAACCGCUCCAACACACCCAUUGUGGUGGACGGCAAGGACGUGAUGCCGGAAGUCAACAAGGUUCUGGACAAGAUGAAGGCCUUCUGCCAGCGGGUCCGCAGUGGCGACUGGAAGGGGUACACGGGCAAGACCAUCACGGACGUCAUCAACAUUGGCAUCGGUGGCUCCGACCUGGGACCCCUCAUGGUGACCGAAGCUCUGAAGCCAUACUCGUCGGGAGGCCCCCGCGUCUGGUUUGUCUCCAACAUCGAUGGGACCCACAUUGCCAAAACGCUGGCCUGCCUGAACCCCGAGUCGUCCCUGUUCAUCAUCGCCUCCAAGACCUUUACCACCCAGGAGACCAUCACGAACGCAGAGACGGCCAAGGACUGGUUUCUCCUGUCCGCCAAGGAUCCUUCUACAGUUGCGAAACACUUUGUCGCGCUGUCUACUAACACGGCCAAAGUGAAAGAGUUUGGAAUUGACCCUCAAAACAUGUUCGAGUUCUGGGACUGGGUGGGAGGACGCUACUCGCUGUGGUCAGCCAUCGGCCUCUCCAUCGCCCUGCACGUGGGUUUUGACAACUUCGAGCAGCUGCUCUCCGGGGCUCACUGGAUGGACCAGCACUUCCGCACGACGCCCCUGGAGAAGAACGCCCCCGUCCUGCUGGCCAUGCUGGGGAUCUGGUACAUCAACUGCUUUGGGUGUGAGACUCAGGCCGUGCUGCCCUAUGACCAGUACCUGCACCGCUUUGCAGCCUACUUCCAGCAGGGUGACAUGGAGUCCAAUGGGAAGUACAUCACCAAGUCCGGCGCCCGUGUGGACCACCAGACGGGCCCCAUUGUGUGGGGGGAGCCGGGGACCAACGGCCAGCAUGCCUUCUACCAGCUCAUCCACCAAGGCACCAAGAUGAUACCCUGUGACUUCCUCAUCCCAGUCCAGACCCAGCACCCGAUCCGGAAGGGUCUGCACCACAAGAUCCUGCUGGCCAACUUUCUAGCGCAGACCGAGGCCCUGAUGAAGGGGAAAUCGACAGAGGAGGCCCGUAAGGAGCUGCAGGCUGCAGGCAAGAGUCCCGAGGACCUCAUGAAGCUGCUGCCACACAAGGUCUUUGAAGGAAAUCGCCCAACGAACUCUAUCGUGUUCACGAAGCUCACACCAUUCAUCCUUGGAGCCUUGAUCGCCAUGUAUGAGCACAAGAUCUUCGUCCAGGGCAUCGUCUGGGACAUCAACAGCUUCGACCAGUGGGGAGUGGAGUUGGGAAAGCAGCUGGCUAAGAAGAUCGAGCCGGAGCUGGACGGCAGCAGUCCCGUGACCUCUCACGACUCCUCCACCAACGGGCUCAUCAACUUCAUCAAGCAGCAGCGUGAGGCCAAAAUCCAAUAAACUCGUGCUCGGCCGCAGCCCCUGUCGUGACUGGUCCUUGUCCCACCUCACCAGAGUCUGCACUGCAUGGCCCUGGCCCUCCCUGCCCAGAGCACUCUCGGGCCGUGGGCUUAGACCCCCAGCCCCUUGAGUGGGUGGGGUGGGGCACUCGAAGCCAGUCUGGAUCCACCACUGCCACCCCUUCGACGUCCACUGUCCCUGUUUUACGAUUGGCUGAAGUGUGUCAGUGCCGCUGAUUCGUUUGACCUGUGAUCACAUCUCAAAUAGAAAAAUAAAGAUGUCACAAAGG